Messenger RNA from Dermacentor silvarum, 1649 nucleotides. RefSeq names its product venom serine carboxypeptidase. Gene Ontology annotation, biological process: proteolysis. The transcript has 4 exons. Gene Ontology annotation, molecular function: serine-type carboxypeptidase activity. Bases 48 to 1532 code for a protein of 494 amino acids. The record is from RefSeq and is a predicted model, not a curated record. Lineage: Eukaryota; Metazoa; Arthropoda; Arachnida; Ixodida; Ixodidae.
GAAGAUUAUUUGGACACUAGAGUUGUUCGGUCGUUAGUUAGCCAAGGAUGCGGUUUUAUACAGGCACACUAGUGUUUCUAAUUCCAACUUUAGCUUGGGCGCGACCUAAGUUCAAUGGUGGGAGCAAGGGGCACGGAGGGCCUGUCCAGCAAAGCCCGGUUUUCGAUGAUCUACUGCUGCCCGCCACAAAUGACAAAAUAUACCAGGAGAAACUCAACGAAAUGAGAAAUGCCAGCCGUGUGACUCUGCCAACUCCGUGCGAGACUCUGGAAGCGUAUUCUGGAUUCAUCCCUGUCGACGAUGGCAACCACUCUACGUAUUUGUUCUUCUUGCACAUCAAGUCGCAGAUCGAUGCAGAUAAGAAGCCGCUUCUUCUGUGGCUGCAAGGUGGUCCUGGGAAAUCUGCGCUCCACGGCCAGUUCCUUGAGAAUGGCCCUCUUGGCAUUGAUGCGGGUGGCACGUUGUACCGUAGAAGGCACAGUCUCCUAAAUAAGUUCAACAUUAUCUAUUUGGACCAACCAGCCGGAUCCGGAUACAGCUUUGACAGAAAGAGAGAAUACCCGUCGACACUCGAACAGGCUUCCACUCACGGCAUCAAAUUUCUCAGGCGGUUUCUGAGGAUUUACUCCGAGUACAAGGGAAGAGAUUUCUUCAUCGCUGGAGAAUCCUAUGGAGCAAGGUCAGCUAUUGGCCUGGCGCAGAGAAUGCUGGCACAACCACAGAAGGUUUCUUUGAGCUUGAAGGGAGUGAUGCUUGGCGUUGGCUUUGUCUUCCCGCUUUUGGACAUCAUCAACUCGACCGAUUACCUCUACUGCUCAGGCCUGCUAGACGAACAAGGCCGUACUAGGUUUGCUCAGCAAUUUGACAAAAUGGAGUAUCUGGUCAAGGCACGAAAAUUCAAAGAGGCUGCUGGAUUGCUGAGCCAAACGGUCCUCAACAUGCAUCCGGUUGAAACGAAAAGCUUGUUCGAGGAGCUGACGGGCUUUCAGCACCACGGAAGCAUCGCGAAACCUCUCAGAGCGAGGGAAUUUGAUAAAUAUGCUGAGUACGCAAACAGUCAACAUUUCAAGAAGCUGAUUCACGUUGAUUCUGCCAGAACCCUCGACUCCGCGAGGUCUCAAGUCACAAUGAAGUUAGCUGUAGGAGACUUCUUCGUUGACAAGACGCCAACCUUGGUGGACGUACUGGACAAUGUUCGCGUCCUGUUUUACACAGCACAGCUGGACGCCGUAUUCCCGGCCACUAACAUGGAGCGUUCCUUUGCGAAGUUGCAGUGGCGAGGCGCAGAAAUGUUCAAGAAAGCCCUUCGGAAGCCUUGGUACAAAACAGGCAGUACCUAUAAGGUACCUGUGGGUUACGAGAAAAUGGCAGGUGCAGUAAUGUACAACAGCGUGCUCUUCGGCGGCCAUCACGUGUCAUUCGAUCAGUCGGAGGCUGUGAGCGAUUUGUACGACCGGUUUUUAAAGUUUACUGCAAUGCCGGCUCCGCCUGAGCCGGGAAAAAAAUGCGGCACCAGCAAGCAGCCUUGCUAAUCCGGCACCAUUUCAUAAUGUCAAUGUGCCCUUAUGAACCACAGAAACGCUGGUUCAAACAUGGUAUUAGAGUAACUUUGGGUUUGGGCACUGAAUAAACAUAUAUAUUUCUUGGCA